Messenger RNA from Mercenaria mercenaria, 856 nucleotides. Its product is annotated as caveolin-1-like. Gene Ontology annotation, cellular component: caveola. Gene Ontology annotation, molecular function: molecular adaptor activity. Bases 16 to 405 code for a protein of 129 amino acids. Gene Ontology annotation, biological process: caveola assembly. Lineage: Eukaryota; Metazoa; Mollusca; Bivalvia; Venerida; Veneridae. The transcript has 2 exons. The record is from RefSeq and is a predicted model, not a curated record.
GAUACAAUAACAAAUAUGGGGGAAGUGGACCUUAAAGUUCGUGAUCCAAACGAGCUUAAUAGUCACAUACAAGUGAAUUUUGCAGAUGUCUUCGGGGAGCCUGAUGGUGUACGUUCUAUGGACUGUGUCUGGGAAAACAGCUAUGCAUGUUUCGAAUGUGGCAAGAACUUAUGUUAUAAGAUAAUGACCUUCUUCUGUGGUCUUUGUAUCGCUUUGGAAUGGGGCUGUGAGUUCGCCAUGAUCACAUUUAACCACGUAUGGUGCUGGACCCCAUGUCUAAGAGACUUCUCCAUUACGAUGGGAUGUGCGCAGAAAUUCUUCGGAACCUGCGUGAGCUGCUGUUUGGUACCUUUUUGUGAGGGAUGUGGAGCGUUCUUUAGCAAGAUCAAAAUAAGUAAAAGUUAACACUUUACAAAGCUGACGAACUUGCUCUACGCUUGAUGAGUUUGAAGUCUUUACAUAAUUAAUCAUAUAUUUAAUAUUGUUUUGCUUUAACGUUAUGGACAUAGCCUGUGUUAAUGCAAAAACGAUUUCAUUUCAUUUAGUAUACCUAAUGUAAUUAAGUCUGAUACGGUGAUUGAACAAGCCUGUAACUAAAUGACGACUUUUUCAAUACGCAUAUGGAUUUUGUGAUACUCUUCUGUGAUACUAUUACUCAGGGUUUCUGUUUAAAUUUUUUGUUUUAUGCAAAAGAAAAGUUUGGUGUUGCAAGUAACAUGUUACAUUUAUGUAUGCUUACAAGCUUCUGUGUUGUUUUAGAGCAAAUGAGGAGUAUAUAUGAGGAUGAUAAGAAUUAUCUUCAAACGUUUAAACGAUAAAGUUAAUAUUAAUAAAAUUUCAAUUAUCUCGUUCUUUA